This is a messenger RNA of Penicillium cataractarum, 3756 nucleotides long. Its product is annotated as DEAD/DEAH box helicase. The record is from RefSeq and is a predicted model, not a curated record. The transcript is spliced from 2 exons. NCBI's taxonomy places the organism in Eukaryota, Fungi, Ascomycota, Eurotiomycetes, Eurotiales, Aspergillaceae. Gene Ontology annotation, molecular function: ATP binding; ATP-dependent chromatin remodeler activity. The coding region runs from base 1 to 3756 and encodes 1251 amino acids.
AUGGAUUUGUGGGAGUCCAGCGAGGCUCAGCUUCCAGAUUCAUCGCCUGAGAAAAGGCUGGAUGAGCCAAAUCAACAAGAGGGUGGCUGGCCUCUUCCAUCAGCCGCCGUUCCUCCGGCUGGCCCCAUCUUAUCAGUUCCCUCGCCCAUUGCCACACCAGGAGGGCCAUCGAGGCAAGACGGUCUAUUGAUAAAAUCAGAAGACCCCAAACCUUUGAGUCCAGCUUCCACUCCUUCAGACAACCAAACACAAGCGAUUCAAUCCAACGGAGAGUCUGAAGAUCUCAACCCAUACCUUCCUGUCGGCGUUUUAUGGAGGAACUUUGAUCCCGAAGUAACAUAUCCGCAGACGGAGAUUGCCCUCUUGGAAACCCAUCGCUGGGUCCGUACAGAGGUCUUUGAUGGAAGUAAUCAUGUCCGAGUCUAUGUUGACUACAAAAUGACUAGCCGGAGCAAUACUCAGCGGUCGAUCACAAAGCUACGAAUGGCUUUGAAAGCCGUCAUGUCCAGGAUUGACAGGUCACGUCACGCAUGGUGCGGCUAUCGCGUUGAGAACAGCUCCAAUGGGAUCAAAUCGAAUAGCACCGAGGAUGAUUCUCUUUGGUACAUAUUCAAUACAUUGCAGGACCCUUGUCCCCAAGUGGAGAACAUGCAUGACCACUGGGCACGGCAUGCCAUGGAGCAACUGUUGUCAGAAGAUCAUUUUGCCGAUUUAGGUCUCAAGACCAAACUCUACCCAUAUCAGCGACGCUCCGCUGCAACAAUGGUGCAACGGGAGGCUCAGCCAGCGCGCAUGCUCGAUCCACGACUACAAGCAUAUCGGACUCCGACUGAGCGUGAGUAUUAUUAUGACAAGGAGGACGCAUACAUUACUCUUGAUGCAGGGUAUUACUCUGAGGCUUGUGGAGGCAUUCUUGCGGAGACUAUGGGCUGCGGUAAGACUCUCAUCUGUCUUGCCGUCAUAUGUGCCACUCUUGGUCACUCUCCAAAGAUCCCACCGGAAUACGUGUCGACGUCGGAAAAGCCAGACCUGGUUCCGAUUAGACAGAAAACCGGUUCCUUGAUGGAUAUGGCGGCUGCUGCUGCAGAGAGGCAUUACGAGCCGUGGAGAAACUUUUUCCGUGGGUUACAACGAGAGGGUCGACAUUAUGAGCGAUGUGUCAAGGCAUGCGAGGCACAUCGAGGGUCCUAUGAGAUCCCUCAGCACCAGACCAGGUAUCAGGGUAGACUUAGCCAGUCCUAUGCCAGACCUCCAGCCAAACGGGUUCGCAUCUGCUCCGGAACUAUCAUUGUCGUGCCAAACAACUUGCUUGAUCACUGGCAACGCGAGAUCAAAACACAUACCGAAUGGUUGAAGGUUCUAGUCUUGGGUCAAGGAUCUGGUCAGACACCACGAUCCGAUGAUUUGCUCCGUUACGACAUCAUUUUAUUUGCUAAGACACGCUUUGAGCGGGAGGCUGGCACGCCCGUUCAUAAUCGGACUGCCAAGUCCGUGCCGGUCAAUUCACCUCUAACGGAACUUCACUGGCUGCGAGUCAUUGUAGAUGAGGGCCACAACGUCGCGGGCCAUGGCUCGAAUAUGAUUCACAUGCUCAGUCAGCUGCAUUUUGAGCGUCGGUGGGUCAUCUCGGGAACUCCAUCAACGGGACUCUACGGGGUGGAAGUCAGUCUGGCGUCGCAAGAAGCAAAUACCAGCGAUACCGAGUCUCCUGCGGAGAUCACCGCUGCUGCUCUGCGUAGUCGAAAGAAGACGGGCAAUGCGGUGAAUAAUGAGAUGAAAGAUCUGGACAAGCUUAGGCUUGUCGUGAUUAAUUUUCUGGAUUUGAAGCCUUGGUCUAACUCUCGUGCCGAUGACUUUGCAGAUUGGUCCAAGUAUAUCAAGCCCAUCGGGGAAAAUGGUCAGCGUCGUAAGACUCCUGCGAUUCGAGCCACUCUGCAGGGUCUAGUUGUGCGGCAUCAAUUGGACGUUGUGAACAGGGAAAUUUACAUUCCAAAACUCUACAACACCGUUGUCUAUCUCACACCGACUUUCCACGACCGGUUGUCCAUCAAUUUGUUCCUCUUCGGUAUUGCCGUCAAUGCGAUUACUUCCGAACGUCAAGGGCCUGAUUAUAUCUUUGACCCAAGCAAUCGGAAGCACUUGAAUCAAACAAUCAAUAACUUGCGACAGGCAGGAUUCUGGUGGGCCGGCUCCGAUGUCAAUCCACAAGAUUCCAUCGAGCAUGCGCUGAAAUACAUGGAGAAGAAUCGGGAAAAGAUGACAGCCGAGGACAUUGAACAAUUGAACCGCGGAAUAGAGAUUGCGCGUACAGCAUUGGAUUCUGGUAGCUGGCGCGAGUUCAAACACCUCCAUGAACUUGGUGUCUACCUCAGGUACUUUCCCAAAGGCCAUCGUGCUCACUGGGCGCUCGAUCAGAGUAGCGCAGAGAAGGAGCCUAUGCUCAUCGGCAUCACGCAAUCUCGUCGAGCCCAGCAGUAUGUCACGCAACAUCUCAAAUCCUCGGAUCCAACGCAAGGUCUUGCUGGCGCCGGCAUCAAAGCCCGCCACGAACUUGAGCGCCGUGACCAGCAUAACGCUCCAAAGGGUGCCCCGGAAUCAGCAAGCAAUGCAACUCCGGGCUCAUUACACCAUUCUACGAAGCCACAAAGCAACAAGUCGCCGAAGAAGACCUUUACGCACAAUCUCUUCCGCUCACUUCCAGCAACGUCCCCUCUCCAAGAAACGCGAUUCGUCGGCACCGCUUCGGCAAAACUGACGUAUCUCCUGAACAAAGUCCUCGAGUUCCAGACUACAGAGAAAAUAAUCAUCUUCUACGACAACAACAAUACCGCCUUCUGGAUCGCCGAAGGCCUCGAACUUCUCGGUGUCGAGUUUCGCAUCUAUGCCAGCACUUUGAAACCCGAGUUGCGGACAGAGUACCUGAAGCUAUUCCGUGAAGCCGAGGACGUGCGCGUACUACUCAUGGAUCUCCGCCAAGCCUCGCAUGGUCUACACAUUGCACAGGCAUCACGGAUCUACAUCGUGAACCCAAUUUGGCAGCCAAACGUGGAAAGUCAGGCCAUCAAGCGUGCGCAUCGUAUCGGACAGACCAGGCCUGUCUACGUGGAAACGCUAGUUCUAUGGGAUACGCUUGAGGAUCGGAUGUUAAAGCGACGCAAAGAAAUGUCGGAAGCAGAGAUUCAACAUGCGGAGAAGAGUUUACUGGAUGAUGGAACGAUGAGUGGGAUCGUGCAGAGAGAACCAUUCUUGGAUAUGGGCUUGGAAGAAGACACCGCCAUCGCGUUCUUAGGAACGCCGACUGGCUUCUUUGAUCGGCAUCGGCUGCCGAUUCCGGAUGAUGAGAAUCCUGAUGUGGUCAGUCCGACGAAGAACAGGGGCAGGCGUAUCUCUCGCGCAAAGGACUCUGAUGCGGAUGAUGACACCGCAGUGGAAGGGAGUUCAAUGCCAUUGCGGAAGAAACUGCGCGUCGGCUUUGCUUCUAGCGAGGAGAUCUCACCUAGCAAUGGGGAACACGCUGGUCCGAGCCAGUCGCAAACAAAGCGUAUCCUUUUCGCCGAACCGACUACUUCCACCAAUACCACGGAGACCCCUGCACCCACAAGACCACGCAUCGGCUUCGCUCCCGGCGUGGAAAUUUUCAACAAUGAUGAUACCCCGGGAUCAACAACUCCAUCCGACCUGUCAACCCCCCGGCCAGCAUUGCCCUACAAUGAAGAAGACGUGGGUCAGUGGCAGGUGUCACUAUUUGAUUCAUGA